UUUCCAGGAGUGAGUGAUAUAGCUAGUUAGGAAGAGUUGCUUCUACUAGCUUAACUGAGACUGAUCAAAUGGCCGGGGAGAUGAAGGGUUUCGACGAAUGGAAGCCUUUCAUUGCUAUGGUAGCCAUAGAUUUUUCGUUUGCCAUAGUGAAUAUUCUGCUGAAGAAAGUGCUUGAUGAAGGAAUGAACCAUUUGGUUCUCAUUACGUAUCGGUUGACAAUUUCGACCAUCUUCUUGGCUCCAAUUAGCUACUUUUGGGAAAGGAAUAGUAGACCAAAGCUCACACCAAGGAUUGUGUGUUACCUCUUCCUGAGUGCCAUUGUUGGGUCAUCCAUAACACAGUACUUCUUUCUCCUUGGAAUCCAAUACACAUCUGCUACUUUUGCUUGUGCCUUUGUCAACAUGGUGCCUAUGGUCACAUUCAUCAUGGCAUUACCGUUCGGGAUAGAGACGGUGGACUUGAAAUGCAACAGUGGUAGAGCCAAAGUACUCGGAACACUGGUGUGCUUAUGCGGUGCAGUGAUAUUGACACUUUACAAAGGAGUUCCUUUGUUUGAUCAUUCGAAAUCUACGGGUACUCAAAUUACCAUGAUGGAUCAUGGUAUCAAGCUUAGCAGCACCAGAAAUAAAGAGAGAUGGACUAUUGGUUCAGUAGCUUUGGUUGCAGGAACUCUGUUAUGGUCUUCAUGGUUUCUAGUACAAUCAAACAUAAGCAAGCUAUAUCCAUGUCAGUAUUCCAGCACUACUAUAAUGAACUUCUUCGGUGCCAUUCAGUCAGCAAUCUUAGGUUUGUGCACUAGUAGAAACCUCUCCGUGUGGGUUCUGAGGGGAAAGGCUCAAGUCCUCACUGUCAUGUUUGCUGGGAUGAUAGCAUCAGGCUUGGGCUUUGUGGGGAUGUCAUGGUGUGUGAAGAAAAGGGGACCUGUGUUUACUGCAGCAUUUAGCCCCCUUGUUCAGAUUAUGGCUGCGAUGAUCGGAAUCCCAAUGUUUCAUGAACAACUCCACGUUGGAAGCUUGUUGGGGUCUAUCAUUGUGAUAAUUGGCUUGUACAUUCUUCUCUGGGGAAAGAAAAAAGAAAUGCAGAAGUGUAAGUUAGAAGAAGCCCAAGAAGCCGAAGCGAUGAAGGAGCAGGAGCAACCACCGCUGCCAGUCACCAUCAGAGUCUCUGUUGAUGAUGAUUCAAGGUGUCCAUGAAGCCAAGUCACACAUGGUUUCUUGUAGAAAAGGCUUCCUUUUUUUUCUUAUCCUCCCAGUUGAUUUGUUAUCAUAUAUAUAUCAUCUUCUAG
Molecule: messenger RNA, 1285 nt
Organism: Fragaria vesca subsp. vesca
Lineage: Eukaryota; Viridiplantae; Streptophyta; Magnoliopsida; Rosales; Rosaceae
Product: auxin-induced protein 5NG4-like
Exons: 6
Coding region: 69-1193 (374 amino acids)
Cellular component (GO): plasma membrane
Molecular function (GO): transmembrane transporter activity
Source: RefSeq, a predicted model, not a curated record